This is a messenger RNA of Ostertagia ostertagi, 240 nucleotides long. NCBI's taxonomy places the organism in Eukaryota, Metazoa, Nematoda, Chromadorea, Rhabditida, Trichostrongylidae. The record is from the annotation of a GenBank genome assembly.
AUGGCGUCCGAGAAAACAGAUGUUACACUCACGUCAGACUCAAUAGGCGGUGAAGUCACCAAUCUGAACGAACUGACUUCCUUGAUCCAAGGAGUAUUACAGCAGACUCAGGACAGAUUCCAGCACAUGUCUGAUCAAAUAAUUCGCCGUAUCGAUGACAUGACAAAGCGCAUCGAUGAUCUCGAGAAGAACAUCUCUGAUGUCAUGUCUCAGAAUCAGAUAGAACAGCAACAACCUUAA